Messenger RNA from Aphidius gifuensis, 7448 nucleotides. Its product is annotated as protein kinase C-binding protein NELL1-like. The transcript is spliced from 14 exons. Lineage: Eukaryota; Metazoa; Arthropoda; Insecta; Hymenoptera; Braconidae. The coding region runs from base 718 to 3981 and encodes 1087 amino acids. The record is from RefSeq and is a predicted model, not a curated record. Gene Ontology annotation, molecular function: calcium ion binding; protein binding.
GCCGUGGCAGUCUUCAACGAGAGCUCUCCCCGAGGCGAGCUAUCCACUGAUCAACUAAUGCCGCGUUAACGUGUCGGCAAAAUCAUACAUAUACUACCGUUUUGUGAUUUUGAUAUCAAGUGAAUUAUUAUAAAUAAUUAUGACAAAAAAAAUAUAUUUAUAUAUUUACAAUAAUAGAUAAAUUUAAAGAAAAAAAAAAAAAAAUCAGAUACUUGUGUGUUGGCCGCACGAGCGAGACGGUUUUGCGGUUCGUGGCCCUGUUAGAGGGUUUCGCUAGGUGGUGGUCUCCCACCUCCCUCUGUACCCUGUCCAACAAAACCACCACAUCGGUCAAUCGUCAAUCCUCAAGCACCCUCUACCCUUUAAAACUCUGCUCCUUCUAGUAUCAUCGAGUGAAGUGACGAAAUAAAAAAAAAAUAAAAAUAAACGUGGGUGAAUAGUCCAUAAAACUAUUAUUAUUAAUCAUAAACAGUGUUGUUUUUAUUUAAAAAUUGUUAGUGUUUUUUUUUUUUGUUGUUAUUAUUAUUAAUUGAUUAUAGAUUGAAAAAUAUCAUAUAAAAAGGAUAAUAUAAAAGAGACAUAUAUAUUUGGGGCCAGUUUGAGGCCCAAGUUGUUGCGGUGAUGCCUCGUAGAUCAGUGGAGGAGUCAGUAGGCAAGGAAGCCGACGGAUAUCGAAAACGCUGACGAGAAAAGUACCCGCUGGGCCCGCACCAGGCCAUGAUCGGCCCCCCAGGCCAUCGGGCACGGACCCAUCAGUGUCGAGGCCAUUAUCAACGGACCCAGCAGGCUGAUUCGUCAUAUAAAAAAUCACGAAUCAUAAGCAUUGAUUGUGAAAAUAUAUUAUCAGCAUGUCGACACUAUUAUCAUAUAUUUACUGACUACAACACAAGGUGGAGUGGGCCUUAUGCCAAUUGUCAAAAUUCAAAAAAACAUACAACAACAACAACGAGACAAAUUUUUAUAUUUUUCAUCACUGCUGUCAUUUUUAUCGCCAUUAAUAGUUCUCCAGUAAUGGGAGCGACAAGUGACAGUAGACAGGAAGAAACAUCGUCAAGUGUAACAUUGUCAUUGAUGACAUCAUCAGUGACGGAAAAACCAAUAAUAAAUAAAAUAAAAAUACCACCAGAUCUUGGUGGUAGCAUUGACCUCUUGGCUGCCUUGCAAUUGCACAAUACGACGUAUCAGGGUGUUAAACAAGUCCCUGGUCUCGUCAGACUGAAACCAGCGUAUUAUCUUCAAGGUGAUGAAAGAAAUCUUCAAUUAAAUCAAGUAGGUUUUGAGCAUGCUGCUGAAAUUAUCCGGCGGGUACCGGAAUUUACAAUUGCCGCAGCUUUAAAACAAGAAGAAACAAAUUCCGGAACAAUUGUUGCCUUCUCCCAUGGUAAUAAUAGGUAUUUGGAGUUACAAAGUAGUGGACGUAAAGAUGAAUUACGUUUACAUUAUGUAUCUCGACAUGAUGGUACUGUUCAUGUUGAGGCAUUUCCAUUUCGUCUUGCUGAUGGUGCUUGGCACAGGGUAGCAUUGAGUAUCAGUGGCUCGCAGGUCGAGCUACUUGUCGAUUGUCAUCCCUUGUAUAGACGUUUAUUAAAACCUGGUCCACCUGAUACUAAUUUUACUCUACCACAAUUACAACUCUGGAUUGGCCAGAGAAAUGCCAAGCACUUUUUAUUCAAGGGUGCACUUCAGGAUGUCAAGCUUAUUCCAGGGCCACAUGGAUAUUUGUCACAGUGUCCACAGCUUGAUACAUCCUGUCCAACAUGCGGACAAUUUUCCAUAUUACAAAAUACUGUUGAACAACUAAUGCACAAUCUCAAUGAAUUGACACGCAGGCUAGCUGUUGCAGAGGGUAGAAUAAGCAAAGUUGAAGAAUGUGAAUGUCAAAAAUCAUGUCGUAUUAAUGGUACUGUUCAUGAAGAUGGUGCAACAUGGGAAAAAGGAUGUCAACAGUGUUCAUGUGUACAUGGUAAUAUUAAAUGUAGACCAACACCAUGUGCACCAGUUACAUGUAAACAUCCUGUUACCAAAGAAGGAUCAUGUUGUCCUGUUUGUUUAAAACAAUGUUUUUUGCAUGGUGUUAUUCAUGAUCAUGGUGUUAAAGUAUCACCAACACAAUGUGUUGAGUGUAAUUGCAAUGAUGGAAUAUUUAAUUGUGUUAGAUUUGAUUCUGAAACACGUUGUCCAGAAUUACCAUGUCCACCAAGUGAACAAAUAAGUGUUGCUGAAGAAUGUUGUAAAUUUUGUCCAGGGGUGGAUUACUGCGCAAAAGGACACAAAUGUCAUACAAAUGCAUCCUGCCUAAAUCUACAAACAACUUAUGCCUGCCAUUGUAAUAUUGGCUUUCAAGGGGAUGGUCAUAAUUGUCACGAUGUUGAUGAGUGUAAACAACAAGGUGGAUCAAAUGGUCAUCAUUGCAAUGCAAAUACAAAAUGUGUUAAUGUACUUGGUUCAUAUGUAUGUGAUUGUCUUCCUGGUUAUCACAGACUUGAUAAAUUUAAUUGUGCUGAAUUAAAUGAAUGUACGACCGGUCGUCAUUCAUGCUCAGAACAUGCAACUUGUGUUAAUACACCUGGUAGUUAUUACUGUCUUUGUAAUAAUGGCUACACUGGUGAUGGAACAAUUUGUGAACCUGUUUGUAAUCAAACUUGUCAAAAUGGUGGUGAAUGUGUUGCACCAGGUAAAUGCUCAUGUCGUCGUGGUUACAUUGGUAAUAGUUGUGAGCUUGAUUUAGAUGAAUGUGCAAGUGAUUUACAUAGAUGUCAUCAUUCAUCAACUUGUUUUAAUAUGCCAGGAUGGUAUUAUUGUCGUUGUAAACCAGGAUAUAGAAGUGCAUUACAUGACAGUACACAAGGUACUCAAUGUUUGGAUAUUGAUGAGUGUAAUGAUCAAACAAUUGAAAGAAAACAUACUUGUCAUCCAACAGCAACAUGUAUUAAUAAUGAUGGUGGAUAUGAGUGCUCAUGUUCAAGUAAUAUUGAUACACAUAUUGAUAAUAAUAAUAAUAAUGAAGAGUGUAGAUUAAGCUGUUGGUAUGAUAAUAGAGAAAUUCAAAAUGGUGAUAUAUUUUCAUCAAUUGUUAAUCCAUGCAAAAGAUGUGAAUGUCGAAAUGGUGUUAUAACAUGCAGUGAUCCAGUGUGUGAUUGUAAUUUAAUUGAAAGUCAAAAAGACAAAUGUUGUCCACAGUGUGAUCCAGCUGCAUCAUGUCGUCAUCAAGAACUUCAUCAUCUUUUAUUUAAAAGUGGUGAACGUUGGAUAUAUCAAUGUCAAACAUGUGAAUGUUUGUAUGGAGAAAUUGAUUGUUGGCAAAUGGAAUGUCCACCAGUAACAUGUAUGAAUCCAGUUACUGAAGAUGGUGAUUGUUGUCCAAGAUGUGAAGAUGAUCCUUGUGCACGUGAUAGUAAUGUUAAUACAACAACAAUUAUGAUUAAUAGUCAUGUUGAUCCAAGACCAUGCAGUUAUGCUGGUAUUGUUCAUGACAGUGGUAGCUCUUGGCAAGAUCCACAUGAUAAAUGCACCACGUGCGAGUGCAAGGUGCCGUACUGCGCCCAAUUGGACGGUCAAUUAUGCUGCAGCUAUGAUUAUGGCUGUGCUGGCGAUUUGGAUAGCGAGCGACGCAUCAUUUCUCAUAACUAUGAUACAAUCACUAUCAGAAAUAGCAAGAAGUCUACAUACACGGAUUUCACUACAUCGAAAACAACAGUAUCAACGAUCCGAUACAAUGAUAAAUCAUCAACAAUUAGUAUUGAUGAUUACGAUAAACAAUCAAUGCAAUUAUCAACAUCAUCAACAUCAUCAACUUCAUCAACUUCAUCAUCAUCACCGUCAUUAUCAGUAUCAUCAAAACCAUUACAAUCAUCUUCCGAAAUUGAUAAAAAAAACAAUAUUGCCAAUAACAUUAUCACCUUCCCAAAAAAUCAGCCAAUACAUCGUAAACUCAUGUCAACAGUUGACAAACGUCCAGGCAUAGCUGGUAGACCAGGCUGAAAUAAUUCAUCGACCCAGACACGUCCAUAUAUAGACGUGCCAAAUUGACGAAUCAGAAUAAUAAUUUAUUUCGUGAUUGCCUGGGUCAAGAGUCGUUCCAACUGGUAUUGUCAUUGAAUGUGAACGCCAACCAGAUUCAGAAAAAAAAUUUACUUUUAAAGUACAAUUUUUUAUUUUUUUUUUCAUUUCAUUUGUUGUUUUUUCUUUUUUUUCUCUUUGACAAAUAAAUAAUAGUAAUAAUGAAUAAUAGUAAUAAAAAUAUUAAUAAUAAUAAAUCAAUAAAUUAAAAAUUAAUUAACAAAAAGAAAAAUUAUAUAACACAGGGCUUAAAAAAAAGAAAUGAAAAUAUGAAAAAGUAUCGCGUUUUUACCUCAAUUAUAGUCAAGUCAACGUGUUACAAACAUUUUCACGACUUAAAAAAAAAUAUAUAUAUUCAUUUUAUUAUAAAAAAAAAAAAUAAUAGAAACUUUUUAAAAUAAAUAAUAUACAGAAAUGUUUUUUUUUUUUCUUUUAUUCUGUUUAUUUUUUUAUAUUUAAUUAAAUAUUUUUUAGUUUUUUUUUUUUUAAAUUAAUGUUGCAAUUUUUAACUGGCCGAUGAACCCGGCAAUGAGAAUAAACAAAAUGAUAAUUAAUAUGAAAUAAUAAUGAAUAAUAAUAAAAACGAAAAAAUAAUAAUAAUAAAAAUUAAUUUUAAAUAAAAAUCACUACAUUCCUUUUAAAAACUAACAAUAAGUAGGCACUAAUGAGAAAAACACGUAUGAUCAUAGUGAAGCUAAUGGAACAAUAAUUUUUUUUCGACUGGUGAAAUAAAGUUAAUAAUAAAAAUCAUAAUUAAAACAUUCAUAAACAUCAAGUCAAUGAAACAUUUUACAUUAAUAAUGAAACAUAGAAAAUAAAAUUAAUGUUAAUAAUAUUUUUUUUUUUAAAUUUGUCACUGAUAAUUGAGAUAAAACGAAAAAUUAUAUAUUAAAAAUAAAGCUCAUUAAUUUCCAUGUGCACUAAAACAUUUCCAACAUCGAAUAAUUCAUUCUGACAUUCUCAAAAAUCACCAUUUAAAAAUUAUUAAAUUUUUUCAAAAAUAAACAAUAAUUAAAAAAUUUUUAUUGAUAUUAUGAAAACAACAAAUAAACUGCUUGUUAUACAAAGACAAAAAAAAAAAAUAAAAAGUAAUAAAUAAUGUGUGAAAUAAAAAAAAUAAUAAAAAAGAAAAAAAAUUUAAAAAAUUUAAAAGAAAAAAAAAUAUAUAAUUAUUAUUAAUAAUUGCGAUAUACGAUACGCACCAGAGAAUUAUUGAUAACCAUUUGUUCAAUGUGCAAUAAUUUAAAAUGGUAAAAAUACACAGCUUAAUUUGUAACUGAUGGCGAGACUGGAGACAAUGUGAAUUUGAUAAAUAAUUAUAAAUGAAUAUUGCGAGAAAGGAUGAUUAAAUAAUAAUAUUAAUAAUAAUAAUCAUAAUAAUAAUAUUAUUGAGUUAAUUUAUGAUGAGGAGAGAUUGGAAUGAUUUGACUCAGGGUCAAGGUGAAAUGUGAGGCUAAUUUGAUCAAUUGUAAUAUGAUAAGUCUCUUCUUUUAAAAAUUUAAAUUUCUAGUCAUUUUUCGAUUUUAUUCGAUGAGCCAUUUCGUUUGCAUUUUAAUUGUCAAAUAAAAUAAUUUCUUUAUAUUAUGAAAAUUAUUUUUAAAACAUUGCUAAAUAUUAAUUUAAAAGCAUGAUUUUUUUAAAAAUUUUUUUCUUUAUUUUCGUUUCGAUAAAUUAUAAUGAUAAUGUGUACAAAUGAAAUUGUUUUUUAAAAAUUUUUUUUCUUUUUCAUAGAUAUUUGUUUUAAAUAUAAUUUUACAAUAUAUAAAAUAAUUAUUAUAAAUAAAAAAAAUUUAAAAAAAAAAACAAUUUAACUAACGAGAUUAUUUUUGUCUAACAAAAAAAUUUAAUUAAAAUAUUACUGAAGCCCCCUGUUCAAGUUAACGUUUUAAAUAAUUGAAUUCAAAUAAUAAAAUACAAAUAAAAUUGAAAAAAUAGAAAUAAUAAUUAAUAAAAAUAAUAAACAGUUGUAAAAAUAAUAUUGUUCCUCGAAUAAUAAUAAUAAUAAUAAUUAAAAAAAAAUAAAUAAAUAUCUAAGAAACAAGAUAUAAUUAUGAAAUUUAAAUAUUUAAAAAUAAACUUUCAAAAAAUGAAUAAAGAGAAGAUAAAAGUAAUUCAAAUAAUUUUUUUUUUUUUGCAUAAUAAUAAUGUUGCUCUAAUGUAUAUAUAAAAAAUCAUAAAGUUGGUAAUUUUCUUACUAAAUAAUUUAGGCUGAAAAGAACGCGUGAAUAAAAAAAAAAAUCAAUCAUAAUAUAUUAACAGAAAUUUACGAUUGAUACUUGAAAGAAAAAAUCAUAAAAAAUUUAAUUCCAACGGGUAAUUAAAUUUUUAUUUAUGCGCUAUACUUGGCACAAGAUAAAAAAAAAAUAUUAAUAAUUUGAUAGCAGCUAUUAUCUAAUUAGAUGUACAGCCUGUCUGCAGGAAAGCUCGCUGCUAAUAAGUAAAACCGAAAUCGACGAGAAAUUCAAAAUUGAAAAUCAAUAAAAAUAGCUAAAAUUUUUCAUCGAAAUAAUAAUAAAUAAGUUAUCUAGGUAGGUAGAUAGAUAGGUAUGUAAUAAUAAAGCUACUUAAUAGAUUUAACAGUCUUGUAAUAAUAAUAUUGAAAAUAUAAUUGUUAAUAUUACAAAAAAUUUAAAUAAAAAAAAAUCAAACUCACGAGAAAAUUAUAUAUCUCCAAGAUAAUAAUUAAAAAAACAACGUAUAAAUAAUAUGAGCUUUUCAAUAAUCCAGUUUAAAAUUAAUAACAAAAUUCAUAGAAAAAAAAAAACUCUAUAAAUUGAUUUUAAAUAAAUUUUUUCAAAAAUAUAAAUUUUUAAAUAAAUCGCCUUAUUGGAAAUCUUUUUAAUUAAACAAAAAAAAAAAUUAAUAAAAUCAUUCAAUAAAUAAUUAUAUAAAUAAAUAAAAUAAAUAAAUUUUCAUUUGUUCUUUUAGAUACUGUUGAUUAAAAAAAAAAAAAUCUAAUUUACAAAAUUUUAAUAUAGUAUUGAGUAGAAUAAAAUCAGAAACAAAAAAGUGUAUACAAUAAAAUAAGCCUAAAAAACUGCAAUGAAAUAAUAAUAAAAUAAUAAUAAUAAUUCUUUACAAAAAAAAAAAAAAUUAUAUAAAUAAUUAAAUAAAUGCUUUUCACGUUUCUUGUACGAUCGAAUGUUUAAAAAAAAAAAAAUAUGUAGACGGGUGCGUUUAAUUACCAUACCUUGAUUAGCUUAUGGAAAAAAAAUAAAAAAAAAUUAACAUAAGAGGCGAUAAGUUUCUAGUCAAAAAGAGGAAAAAAAAAAAAAAAAUUUAACUCGUCUUUUCCGGGGGAAAAAAAUCAACAACAAACGUAUGAAUUUUUCGAGCUUUAAAAGCAAAAAAGCAGACAGGUAAAUUAAAAAAAGAAUAAAAAAAAAAAA